This is a messenger RNA of Protomyces lactucae-debilis, 309 nucleotides long. RefSeq lists its product as uncharacterized. The record is from RefSeq and is a predicted model, not a curated record. Bases 1 to 309 code for a protein of 102 amino acids. The transcript has 2 exons. Lineage: Eukaryota; Fungi; Ascomycota; Taphrinomycetes; Taphrinales; Protomycetaceae.
AUGAGCAGAUCAAAUCCUCGCUCUAACGUCGCCCGCUUCGAGCAAAGGGCGAUUAAUGUCAACAAGAUGUCUAAAUGGUCGAAGCGUAUCCAAGUAUUCACUUGGUUCACUGUAGGCUUCACUGGUUUCUACAUGGUGUUAUUCAAUGACUAUGACAACGUCUCAGACAACCACGUCUAUAGUGAUAUACAACGCUGGGCGCAAAAUCAGAAGCGUGCACUGCUAGGCGAAGCCCAGGUUGACGGAACAGGCAAAGCGUCUACAAAGGACAUGUUCAAUGUCGAAGAAAGACGCAAGCCUCAAGCUUGA